AUGGAACACGAUCAGAGCCAGGGAUUGAUCUUGCAGCUUCUUCUCGAGGACCUAGACCAUCUCGAAAAUAAGCAGAAGGGAAAACAAGCUGCAGGGAAACGGACUGAUUUUGAAACCGCCCUCAUGUACAUGAGGGACGAAGUUAUGGCCGCCCAGAAUUCCAUUGAAGAUGGAAUAUUGGCUCUCAGCACGAGCACAGCGAUCGCUACCGAUCAGAAUCUACUGGCAUCUAUUAGACAUGAUGAAAGAAUUGCUGAGCAGGACCGUCGAUACGCGCUUGCUCUGGACAAUGAAAAGUCAAACCCUCAAGAUGUCUCAUCUAUCUUAACGAAGAGCAAAGUGGCAUCGACAGAUGAGAAUGAGGAUGCCAUUUCCGUUGUGAUAGGAGAUCUAAUGGGUCGUAUGACGCUCAACGAUGGUUCGGUUAAUGGAGAAGGUUCCUCACGUCAUAUAGCCUCAUCUAAAAUGGCAAAUCUUGGAAAAGACUGCGAUUCCUGCUUUGAAAAGUGUGAUGUUCCGAUGUUUGCGGUGCCCUGUGGCCAUAAAUUCUGCCGUGAUUGCACGAGGCAGAUGUUUCUCGGAGCAAUCAAAGACGAGGAGCUGUAUCCACCCCGCUGUUGUAGUAACAUCGUGCCACCUGGGAUUGCUCUACGAGUUCUAAGCUACGAUGAGCUCCGGGCUUUUGGUGAAAGGGCAAUUGAAUGGACCACUAAGGAUCGACUUUACUGCGCUGAACCAACAUGUUCCAGGUUCAUUCCUCCAUUUGCCAUUCAGGAUGACCACGGAACUUGUCUGGAAUGCCAUCAGCAGACGCAUUUACCAUGUCGUUCCUUCGCACACCCCGGUGUUGACUGCCCAAUGGAUGGCGCACUUCAUAGUGUCCUAGCAAUGGCGGACGCUGAGAAUUGGAGGCGAUGCUUCAAUUGUCGAACUAUGGUAGAGCUCCAACACGGCUGCAACCAUAUCACCUGUCGGUAA
This is a messenger RNA of Aspergillus tanneri, 978 nucleotides long. Its product is annotated as E3 ubiquitin-protein ligase. Bases 1 to 978 code for a protein of 325 amino acids. NCBI's taxonomy places the organism in Eukaryota, Fungi, Ascomycota, Eurotiomycetes, Eurotiales, Aspergillaceae. The transcript has a single exon. The record is from RefSeq and is a predicted model, not a curated record. Gene Ontology annotation, molecular function: ubiquitin protein ligase activity; zinc ion binding; ubiquitin conjugating enzyme binding. Gene Ontology annotation, biological process: ubiquitin-dependent protein catabolic process; positive regulation of proteasomal ubiquitin-dependent protein catabolic process; protein polyubiquitination. Gene Ontology annotation, cellular component: cytoplasm; ubiquitin ligase complex.